Entrophospora sp. SA101 is the source of this 525-nucleotide messenger RNA. Lineage: Eukaryota; Fungi; Glomeromycota; Glomeromycetes; Entrophosporales; Entrophosporaceae. The record is from the annotation of a GenBank genome assembly.
AUGGCCACGGAAGAAUCUAUAUUAACAUCUUUUCUUUUAAAUAGUGAGCUUCAAGAUAAUAUUACUUUUAAACAGUUUACUAAUCUUUUUCCUACAAGUUAUAGAGAAAUUCAAAGUAAUCGUCAUAAUAUUAGAGAAACAGUUAAGAACAAUAUUAUUGAAGAAUGUAAAAAGCAUGAGAAAUUGGAUCUUCAAAAAUUUAAAAAAAAGAUUUUAAAUCUUGAUGAUAAUGUUUUUGAUGGGGUUGAUGAAAAAUGUUUAACAAUUGAUCAAGCAAUAGAAAAAUUGACAAUGGCGAAUAAGAAUAUGAUCGAAGAAACAAAAAAUAUGAAAAAAGAAAAUUUAAACUUAUUAGAAAAUAUUCAAAAAAUAAAUGAAGAUGUAAAUGAUUUGAAUAGUAGGUUAAAACCAAUAAGUAAAUAUAUGAUCGAAGAAAUUAAAAAAACAAGAAAAGAAAAUUUAAAAUUAUUUGAAAAUAUUCAAAGAAUAACUCAAAAAUUAUACGUGUCAAAUAAUCAGGAUUAA